CCGAGCGGAUCAGGUUUUUCAUUCAAAUUCUAAAGCCCAAUUUCCCUCCUUCCCUAGCGCCCACCCCUGGACCCGCCGCGCUCAGCCACCAUCUCCAACCCAAAAUUCUCAAAAUUUCUCCUGUAUAACAAGGAUCCAUUGUCUAUUCUUUUCCUCCAACCUCCACGAAACUACCACUUCCAUUCCCACCACUAAAUCAACCGCCAUCACACCCGCAAUUCCAACCUAUUUCGACCAAAACCAUCCACUAUCUCUACAAGCCACCGCCGCACCCGGUCCGUGCCUUAGUAUAGAGUGUCCAAGGCAACACUUCUUUCUUAAACUCAUCGGAGCACGUUUCAUCCAUCCCAACAACUGAAAAUGGCAACAGAGUCAUCAGAGGGAGAAGAAGAAGGGAAGAUUACAGGGGGGAAUCAGCACUUGAUUGUAGAUGAUGACCUCAGAGAAAUGGGCAAAAAAGCUGCUUGGAGUGUCAGCUCUUGCAAACCUGGCAAUGGCGUCUGCACUCUCUGUGAUGACAAUCUUGAUUCCUUUUGGCAAUCGGAUGGUGCACAGCCUCAUUUGGUGAACAUUCAAUUCCAGAAGAAAGUAAAGCUACAAUUGGUUGUGCUUUAUGUGGAUUUCAAGCUUGACGAGAGCUAUACCCCCAGUAAGAUCUCUAUUCGCACUGGCGAUGGAUUUCACAACUUGAGGGAGAUCAAGACUGUGGAGCUUGUCAAGCCAACUGGCUGGGUUUAUCUAUCCUUAUCUGGAAAUGAUCCUAGGGAAACUUUUGUCAAUACAUUUAUGUUACAAAUUGCUGUGCUAUCGAAUCAUCUUAACGGAAGGGAUACUCAUGUUCGGCAGAUCAAAGUUUAUGGGCCUCGACCGUCAGUCAUCUUCUUUUUUGCUUAUCAUAAACUGGUUAGUAAUAUUCGUAUUAAAGCUUUGUUUUUAAAUGCCUCGGUUGCAGGAAUCCUAUACCCCAUCAGCCUUUUCAAUUUACUUCAAGGGAGUUCAUUACAUACUCUUCAGUGAGAUGAGAAAUGUGAUGUAGCAGGAAAACAGAGAAGAGGAACCAUGCCUGAAACUGUGUAAAGCAUGCAGCUGAAAGUAGCCAAACCAUCCAAGAACCAUGUGUUCUGGACAUCUUUAAUCUAUUAUGUUCGACAAUUACCAAAGAAAUACAGAUUGAGAUAAUGUCACUAAUUUCCUCAAAAACAUUAUUACUGUUUUGUGAUAUGAAGUUAAGGAGAGUAAAGCCAGUCUGAAAAGCCAUUGUUGACUUGAA
Messenger RNA from Hevea brasiliensis (rubber tree), 1270 nucleotides. Its product is annotated as anaphase-promoting complex subunit 10. The record is from RefSeq and is a predicted model, not a curated record. The coding region runs from base 361 to 1017 and encodes 218 amino acids. Gene Ontology annotation, biological process: anaphase-promoting complex-dependent catabolic process; protein K11-linked ubiquitination. The transcript has 7 exons. Gene Ontology annotation, cellular component: anaphase-promoting complex. Lineage: Eukaryota; Viridiplantae; Streptophyta; Magnoliopsida; Malpighiales; Euphorbiaceae.